This is a messenger RNA of Neofelis nebulosa (Clouded leopard), 1760 nucleotides long. It is a transcript of the gene FREY1, whose product is annotated as Frey regulator of sperm-oocyte fusion 1. Lineage: Eukaryota; Metazoa; Chordata; Mammalia; Carnivora; Felidae. Bases 807 to 1106 code for a protein of 99 amino acids. The transcript has 3 exons. The record is from RefSeq and is a predicted model, not a curated record.
CCCACUCAGCCCUCGGGGUCUGAUUCCACGGGUCUGGAGUGGGGCCGGGGGUCUCGUGUUUAAAGUCUCUGAGAUUGCGAAGUGAGCCGGGUCUGCGUGGCACUAACGGGGCUGAGCGGGAGUCAAAGAAAGGGCCCCACGGCGGGCUCUCAGCCCGAGAAGAGCCUGUCUGCAUGCUGUCACGCUGCAUUGGUUCAUUCAACACAUAUUUAUUGAACGUCUGCCAGUGGUGGUUGGGGGUCCUGCAGUGAACAAAACCAGUUCCUACCCUUGGCAAGCUUCCGCUCCGGGGCGCAGGUGGCAGGCUUUGCCACCAAACUUGGACCCUCCCUGCCCGGCCUCGGGAGCGGUGGCAGGACCCGUGGAGCCCUGGGGCCACGGCGCUGGAAGCUUUGGGGAACAGUGGGGAGGUCCCUCGGAGCAGGCUCACUGCCAGUGGCAUCUCUGAGCAGGUCGAGCGGCCCGCUCUGGCUGGCAGGACAGUCCUGGCAUCGCUGAGGGAGAGCAGGUGGGGACGGCCGGGGCUCUGCGUGACCUCCCCGUGUGCCACACGUUGGGCACAUACGUAUGUACCUCACCUCACAGGUGAGGAAACUGAGGCCCGCAAUUGUGACAUGUCCACCUAGCAAGAGGCAAGGCUGGGGUUUGAACCAAGAUCAGACUCCAAAGGUUUGUGCCCUGAACUCUUGGGCAGUGACACCGAGCCCUGGAACUAAUCCCCUUUGUGAGGUGGCCCUGGGAGUUAGCAGUGGUUCCGUCCUGCUGGGGGAGGGGCAGGCAGAAGCCAGGGUCAGGGACCUGAGGAGAUGGUUCUCGCCAUGCUGGGGGCUCUCUACCCGAGGGCCGGGCUGAGCCUCUUCCUCCUGGACCUCGUCUUGGCAGCCGCACUCCUCGGCCCCCAGCCACCGAGGCCUCAGCGAUCUGUUCCUGAAGAACUUUCAGGCCCUCUAGAACUCUCGCAGCCAUUUUCCGGCCUGGUGGAUGACUAUGGGAUUCGACCCAAGCACCCCUGGCCACGAGGGCCGCGACCCCUGCUCUCCCAGGCCCAGCAGCGCAAGCGGGACGGGCCAGACAUGGCAGAGUAUUACUACGACGCACACCUGUGACGGGAGCCCCUUAUAAAGCUAUUCUGGGCAGCAAAGGCUCGGCCUUUCCUGGGAUGGACACCACCUGGGCGCGGGAGGGGGCCCAGGCAGACACACCCACUGCGGUCCAGACAGGAAAUGGCACUUUAAUAGUUGUGGCCAGGGUGACAGGACCAAGAUGGGGCUACAGCUGGGGCAGCCAAGAGGCCCUGGCUGGCCCGGGCCGGUCCAGAAGCCUCCUCUUCCUGCUGGGACGGGGCCCCGCUGCAGCUCUCUCCUUCCCUGGUGAGGUCCCACACGUGCCAGGGGCCAGCAUGACAGCCACCCAGAGGCCACACAAGUGACGGAGCUGGGAACAGGGACUGCACCCCCACCUGCUGCCGUUUCCUUACUGUGAAGUCCUCGGGAGGUGGUUGGGGUCAGCCUGAGCUCAGGGCCUUCGGUUGGGGCUGGGAGUUGGGGAUGGGACGGGGCGGGCACCAGCAGGUGGCACGUGGGCUUUGUCGAGGCAGGAGUCAAGGCCAGAGAGCCAGAGGCCCCGGCAAAGGAAGUGACGCCAAGGACGGGACAGAGCCCUCUGCUCCUACCGUGGGCAUCCUUCUUGGCUAGAGGCCUGACACCCCUCCAGCCCCGCCCCUCCCCAACCCCCGGGCAGCCUGCUCCGUCCUCCAUAGA